CAGGGGUGGGGGGUGGUGCUCGGGGUGAGAGGUGCGGCCGCUCACUAUUCACUGUAACAUUUUCAGUUGCUGUCUAGUCGCCUUCGAGAGAGGUUGUGUUAGCAGUUCACCGGGUCUAGCGUGUCGAGUCGAGUCCUACCCAUCCAUCCAGCUGCCUGCAUCUAAUUAUGUCUUGCGGAAUGGUCCAAACUGAUAACUACUUCACUUCUAGUAGUUGGGUGUCUAGGAGCGAAAGUAACGAGUCCUUGUCACGACUUGACCUGAUGAAUCACGAGUAUCCUGCCCAAGUUGCCGAGCCCAUGAUGACUCUUGAAGACCUGCGCUCUCAGUUCAAUUCCUGCUACACUUGCGGAGUUAGUUGGAGCGAUAACCACGUUUCUCUUGACUGCCGGGAGUGUGGGGGUUAUUCCUUAGAGCGACCUUGUCCUCUCUGUGAUGGCAAGUGUCACACGCUCUGGCGAAGGGAUAUUUCAAUGUCACAUAGUGUGGGCAAAGCACAUUGGGAAGGAGAAUGUGGACUGUCUAGCGAAGAGCGACCAGCCGUGCCCUCCUUCCUUGCCGAGGAUGUUUUGGUACAAGGACUUGAGGAUCUCUCCACUUCCUCAUGAGUCCUUGGCCACAGAGGUUCCUCCAAUAGAAUCUCUAUAGGGACGACACUACUAUAACAGCCCGGCAGGUCAGGUACAAUAUUACCUGCUGCAUUACUUGCCUGUAUGUUUAGAUACAUGAUAAUGAUAAUCCUGCCAUCUUGUUUCAGUUUUUUGUCAGUGUAAUUUAUUAAUCAUUGAUCCCUGAUGAUAACUGAAGUGUUUUGUUCUCAAUGUCUGCUGAGUUUUGGUAUAUUCAGUAUGAAGAUUGCAGGAAGUCUCGUCAAGUGGAAAUUGAUCGCUCUAUUAUCGGUUGCAAUAGUAGCUUGUUUUUAAGAGGCGUAAACCAGUUAAUUUUGUCAUGAGGCGUCACUGUCAGAGCUGAUAGGAACAUUAAUUUGAACUACAACACAAAGGAUGUAUUAGUAUUAGGAGAAGAAUAUAGCCUCUGUGUGUGUGUAGUGGACUAUCAUUGUCAUGUUUCUAGGGGUUUCCUGUUCCCAGUCGGUGCAAUGUUGUGUUGCCAGACCUCGCAAAAGUGUCAGGAGAAACUACCAAUGGUGUUGUAUGAGUUGCAGCAAAGCUCAAGUGCGUUAAACAGGUGCAGCGGUGUUAGAAAUAUAUUAUGAGACCAUCUGAAUUAACUCAAAACCACAACAUGGAUUACAAACUUCACACACAAGAUGAAGUAUUUAAAAACUCUUGAAUUUGUGAUAUAUUCUUGUGAUAUUAGCCAGUACAAAAGUUCAAGAAUUUUUUUUUUUAAUGAAGUGAUAUAUAAUAAUGACCAGUCUGUUUGAGGACAGCGGUUGUUGAAGGUGAUGUCUCCCUGUUGAGUGGCUGAGGUUGGAAACGAGGCACUGGUCUUGAGUGCCACAGGAUGUUAAUGCCCUGUUGUAUUUUCAUUUCUUGGUGGUAAGGAUAGUGUCAUGCCCUGUACAGUGAGUUACCUCCUUACUGUGUG
Homarus americanus (American lobster) is the source of this 1551-nucleotide messenger RNA. RefSeq lists its product as uncharacterized. The record is from RefSeq and is a predicted model, not a curated record. The transcript has 5 exons. The coding region runs from base 168 to 608 and encodes 146 amino acids. NCBI's taxonomy places the organism in Eukaryota, Metazoa, Arthropoda, Malacostraca, Decapoda, Nephropidae.